AUGAGCCUAAUGGCCGCCGAAGACUGGGAAGCCACCUGCCUCAUCUUUGACGAUGAUAACCGACGCACCACCACCAUGCUGGACAACCAAGGAGGGCUACUCCGAGGAUCGAUUGACUUGACGUUCAAGUUAUCGGACACUGUAUUUUGUCGGCGUGUGGCUCCUUAUGACCACAUGAAACCUCGGUUCAAGUUUUGGACGGUACUCCAGGAGUCUUCUUGGGAUGAAAAGAAGGAAGGCGAUGAGAAUGAAGCCAAGCUGGUCUUUCGCGUAGUCUUUUGGUGCAAACCAGGCGAUCCUGCUGAAGAAGAAGAGGAUGAGUUGUACAGCCGUGUGGAUAUAUCGCUGUUGUCCGAGUACCCACAUUCCUUUCCUGCCCAGUCCAAGACCCUGUGGCUGGAUUGGAUGAAGAAGACAGCCUUCCAGGUUAUCCAAGAUGAAAACCUUUCCUAUUCCGUCUGUGUCUUUGUGGAAAACCGUGCACUGGACUAUUUCACAAAACUAUACGAGUUUGAUGACGGAGCGACCAGCCAAAGCUUGAUCUGUUUUGAUGAUGUCGGCCCGGCUUUUUACGAUGUUCCGACCCUCAUGACAGCCUCCAGCGUCAAACGAUUGCUACCUUUACAACGACAAUACACUAAUGGAAGUACGGUUACUUGGCAUGAUACCUCCAAACUAUCCCCUAAAGAAAAAGCCAUGGUUGUCCCCCUUUUGCUGAGAUGGAAGGAAUGGUUGCCAAUCCAGUGCCCCAUUUGUUUUGAUGUCGUCUCGCCCAAGGAUGCCUCCAUUUGUCCUUGUGAUCAUGGCUUUUGUACAGACUGCUUGAGAACCUACCUGCGCAUCAAAGCCGAGGAUCUCAAUUCGGAAAACUCCAACAAUCCCUUUGUUUGUCCGCUCAACACGUGCCGCAAAGGCAUGAAGAUUGUGGGGUUUGUCAAAAAGUUCUUGUCGCGCGAUUUGAUGGACGACGUGCGAGCGUGGUACAAGGAUAUCAAAACGCCGCCCUGCUAUUCGCUUCCGGGCUGUCUCAAAAAGGAUUGUCGGGGCGCCGUGUUGAGAAAAGAAGCUGUAGAUAUGUUUAUGAUUUCUUGUGAAGUUUGUAGUGGGCGCUGGUGCGAAUUGUGUCUGCAACGAGCACCUUUGGGCAAGCAGCACGAGGACACACCCAACUGCAAACUCGAAGUGUGUCAACAAUUCUGCGAACGGUACCUGGCUGCCAGCGACAAAGCCAAGGCAUCUUGCGAAGCUAGGUUCCCGUGGAUCAAACUGUACGCCAACUCCAGGGUUCACGAUCAAACCAUUGCGAUCUGGAUCAAGGAAAAUGGACAAAUCUGUCCCGGUUGCAAAACAGGUAUCGAACGAACGGAAGGUUGUUUCCACAUUGCUUGUGGUUGUGGAACCCACUUUUGCUAUGAAUGCGGGUAAGCUCAUCAUGCCAAGCUCAUCAUGCCAUGUACCUGUUUCGUCAUCGUGUCCUUGCUUCGUCAUCAUGCCGCCGCUCACUCACUUUGUUCGUUUGCUGGUGCAAAUUAUUUCAGAGACGAACUGUUCCCGCCGUACUACGGAACCCACCACUGUUGGGAAGAUCGGGCACGGCAAUUCGCGGCUGGAUUCGAAUGACAUGAAGCAAAUGCUUU
Molecule: messenger RNA, 1637 nt
Organism: Seminavis robusta
Lineage: Eukaryota; Bacillariophyta; Bacillariophyceae; Naviculales; Naviculaceae
Source: the annotation of a GenBank genome assembly